AUGAAAGCUGAAUGUAUGUAUUUAACAAGUCCACUCGAAUGGAAUCAAUUUAAUCCAAAUAUAUUCAACGGUCAAUAUUAUAAUUCAACAAAACAAAUUCCAUUGACAGAUUUACAUAUGAAACGUUUAUUUUUAUCUUCACUUCCACCAGAAAAUGAUUCAUCUACGAAACAUAUUAUUAAUUAUUGGCUUAUUAAUGGUGGUGAUGGUGGUUCACAAUUUGCUAUGGAAAAAUUUGGAGUAUCUAUGGGAGGAGCAGGAAUGAGUAAACCAUCGAUUCAUUGUUAUACAGCAACAAAUUGGACUGAUUGUGCUAAAGAAUUAAUUGACACAACAGUUCCACAUUCACCUAAUCAAUCAUUGAGUAUAAUACAUGCAAUGACAAAUGCAAAUAUUGCACAAGAUUUACAAUAUCAAAUUCAAUAUUCAAUAAAUCAAUCACAACCGACAAUUCCAACAUCAACUUAUAUUUAUGGAUUGAGUCAGGGUAAUUGAAAUUUAAAUCUAACAUACUUUGAGAAAAUACAAAACAUCUCAUUGCAAUAUAUAUUAUUCAUGUUUUGACUAUUCACUUUUCAUAGACAAAAUUUAUUUUAGAUGAUAGUUAGAUGUUCGGUCUUCGCCGUAUAAGAAACACUAUUUACUGACGUAUGGACAAACAAAAUACCAAUCAUUUUCAAUUUCGAUCUUGAACAAUAUCAGAUUCUAAAGACAACAAUAAAAUCUUUUUUAUUUUUAAGUGCAAUUGAGAAACCAUUUGGGAUCUUUUAGAUCGUCUUAAAUCACUUCUUUUUUCCUGAAAUGACACCAGAUUGACUUUUUAGGAUGGCCUUAUUUGUAUAAAAAAUGUUUAAAACAAUAAAUAGAUGCAUAAUAAUCUUUUUCAUUCGAAAAAAGAAAACAAAUUCGAACUUUUUCGAAUAUAAAUUUUCAUAUAAAUAUUUAAAGUAUGAAUUCGAUGCACCAUUUAAAAAUGAUCAAUUUAACUUGAACGUGAACAAAUAAUUGAACACUGUAAACAUUGAGAUUUUCAUUGACUUUCAAUUUGUUCCUCAUUCAGUUUUUGAGAUAAUGUCUUAAAAUACGAAAAAUUUAAAGUAGAUUUUGUCAACAAAAUGUUUAGUGAUCAGAAUCUCUUUUGUUGAUAAUACUUGCAAAUAUUAAUUGAGUCAUUGGAUUUAUUCAAAAAAAAAAAUUAGGAAGUGAUAUUAUUGAAACUUAUCUAACAAUUCAAUCAAUUAAUUCUCAAAUUCAAGUAAUCGAUUGAAUUAUUCUUGAUGGAAUUAUGUCAAUAAAACAUUCAGAUAUAUUUGAGAAUCAAUUUAAAAAUUUAAAUAAUCGACUUUAUUUAUAUUUAUCGAAAUGUCAACAAGAUCAAUUAUGUUCAAAAUUAUUUAAUCUUGUUACUGGUACUAAUCAAGAUACAGGGUGUAACAAAAUUAUUGAUCCCCUUUUAUUUUUGAGUUUUUUCAGUGAAGAUAGAUAGUUAGAUGAAAUCUAAAUAGUGAUUUAGAUAGCUCUUGAAGUUCUCUAUCGAAUACAUUGUAGACCAAAAUUUCAAAAGAAACUUUCUGAAGUGAAUUUUCCAGAAAACCGCUCCACUCAAAAUUCAGGU
Messenger RNA from Rotaria sp. Silwood1, 1615 nucleotides. Lineage: Eukaryota; Metazoa; Rotifera; Eurotatoria; Philodinida; Philodinidae. The record is from the annotation of a GenBank genome assembly.